UUACAAAAAACCCGCCCGCCUCUCUCUUUCCCUUUAAAAUCCCAAAGCGAGCGUCUUUUCAAUCACUUUCGAUUAUCCUGUGCACAUCGACUUAUCCUGUGCAUCUAACUCUAUGGCGCGCGAUAUCCAGCUUCCGUGCGAUGGAGACGGCCAGUGCAUGCGUUGCAAAAUCAAUCCGGCGGCCGAAGAGACUCUUACGUGCUGCUUGUGCGCCACUCCUUGGCACGUCACGUGCUUGAUCAAACCUCCGGAGACUCUCGCCUCUACCAUUUCGUGGCAUUGUCCGGAUUGUUCUGGAGAUGAGGAGGUGGCUGUACCUUUGGGCGCGGCGGAUGCCGGAGAAGGCGGAGAGAUAGUGGCGGCGAUACGAGCCAUUGAAGCGGACGAGACGUUGACGGAGAAGGAGAAGGCAAGGAAGAGGCAGGAGUUGAUGAGUGGGAGAUUUGAGAGAAUGGAGGGAGAUGAUGAGGAGAAAAAGAAGAAAGGAAAGGAGAAGGAGAGUGAUAGAGGAAAAGAUGUCAUGGACUUGCUCGAUGGAAGCUUGAACUGUUCGUUUUGUAUGCAGUUGCCCGAGAGACCUGUUACGACACCGUGUGGCCACAAUUUCUGCCUUAAAUGCUUCCAGAAAUGGAUUGGGCAAGGGAAGCGUACAUGUGCUAAAUGCCGCAAUACAAUUCCCCCCAAAAUGGCAAGUCAACCUCGUAUUAACUCUACCCUUGUAGCUGCCAUUCGUAUGGCAAAGCUGUCAAAAUCAAACCAAGCUUGUGGACCACUGAAGGUUUAUCAUUUUGUGCACAACCAAGAUCGGCCUGACAAAGCAUAUACUACUGAGCGUGCGCAGAGAGCUGGGAAGUCCAAUGCUGCAAGUGGAAAGAUAUUUGUCACUGUACCACCUGAUCAUUUUGGACCUAUCCCUGCUGAGAAUGAUCCAGGGAGAAAUCAGGGUGUGCUUGUUGGGGAAUGCUGGGAAGAUAGAUUGGAGUGCAGGCAGUGGGGUGCUCAUCUUCCUCAUGUUGCUGGUAUAGCUGGACAGUCAACCUAUGGUGCUCAGUCAGUGGCUCUCUCUGGAGGUUAUGAGGAUGAUGAAGAUCAUGGAGAGUGGUUUCUCUAUACAGGAAGUGGAGGUAGAGAUCUCAGUGGUAACAAACGUACAAACAAGGAGCAGUCCUUUGAUCAGACAUUUGAUAAAAUGAAUGAGGCUCUCCGAGUUAGUUGCAUGAAGGGCUACCCUGUUCGGGUUGUAAGAUCUCACAAAGAGAAGCGUUCUUCUUAUGCCCCUGAGAAAGGUGUGCGCUACGAUGGAGUCUAUAGAAUUGAAAAAUGCUGGCGAAAAGUUGGAAUUCAAGGUUUCAAGGUGUGCCGUUAUUUAUUUGUUAGGUGUGACAAUGAGCCAGCUCCAUGGACGAGUGAUGAAUUUGGGGACAGACCAAGACCUUUGCCUGUUGUUCAAGAACUUAAGAAGGCUACUGACAUAACAGAGAGGAAGGAAAGUCCAUCCUGGGACUUUGAUGAAGAAGAUUCUAGCUGGAAAUGGAAAAAACCUCCACCUCCCAGCAAAAAACCAGUGGGUACAGGAAAUCCUGAGGACAGAAAGAGGAUAAGGAAAGCUAUAAGGCAAGCACAGAAUUUAAGUGUAAGGGAGAAGCUACUGAAAGAGUUCAGCUGCCUUAUCUGUCGGCAAGUGAUGACUCUUCCAAUUACCACACCAUGUGCUCAUAACUUUUGCAAGUCAUGUUUGGAGGGUGCAUUUGCUGGUAAGACUUUCAUCAGGGACAGAAGCAGAGGUGGACGGACACUUCGAUCACAAAAGAAUGUCAUGCAGUGUCCUUCAUGCCCAACUGACAUAUCUGAAUUUCUUCAAAAUCCUCAGGUUAACCGUGAAUUAAUGGAUGUGAUUGAAUCACUGAAACGUAAGACCGAGGAAAGUGGGGAUCCUGCUGCUGAGUUGAGUGAAGAAGACACUGAUGAAAUGGAGGAAAAACCUGAUCCAACAUCUGCAACCAAUGACACUGCUGCAGAAAUGUCUGAGAAAAAUGACAUGAAAGAGGAUUUGCAAAGCCCUCCUGCCAAUGCCAAACCCAAACAAGGUGGCAAGCGGAUGAAAGUUGACAAGGAUGGAGAGAAAAAGAGGAUCUUAACUGAGAAUCCUGAUGUUCCAGAUGCAGACACUGAAAUUGAACAAAUUCAGUCUGGUGUUCCUGAAAAUGGAAAGGACUUGUCUAACGAUAAUGAUAGCUUAGUGAAACAGAGUUCUGGUGUACGGUCUCCUGCCAAUGUCAAACCCAAGCGGACUAGCAAGUGGAUGAAAGUUGACAAGGAUGGAGAUCCAACAUGUGCAACUAAUGACACUGCAGCACAAAUGUCUGGGAAAAAUGACAUGAGAGAGGAUUUGCAAAACCCUACUGCCAAUGGCAAACCCAAAAGGUCUAGCAAGCGGAUGAAAGUUGACAGGGAUAGUGAGGAAAACAAGACUUCGACUGAUAGUCCUGAUGAUCCAGAUGCAGACACUGAAGGAGACUCACCAUCAAGUACCCUCCAUCUGCAGUCAUCAGAGGGUGAUAUUGAAUAGCUUGCGCCUUCUGGUUGGAUACCAUCAGAUAUGCAACUUCAUUUUGGCAGUGAAGUUACUGCAAUUUAAAGAUAUAUCAGUUAGAUAUUUUUUAUCUUGUUUUGAGUGUAGGGCUAGGGAAAUUAGGGAUUGACAACAGCAUGAUUAGUGUAUAAUUGCUGAUUUUUGGGGAGAUAAACUGUGAAUACUCAGUUUCUUCUCCUACUCGAUCCUAAACCAGUUAAGUUUGAUCUAUUUGAUAUGUAGCCCAUUGAAAGUAAUGUUAAUGUAAUUUCAUCAUUUGAACUUGGAAAAGUUAACUGCACUUUUCUAUCAUACACAUUUUUUAAUAUACAAUUAGGUAUAUAUAUGGAGUGUUAUUAUAUUA
Messenger RNA from Mangifera indica (mango), 2936 nucleotides. Its product is annotated as E3 ubiquitin-protein ligase ORTHRUS 2-like. Bases 113 to 2569 code for a protein of 818 amino acids. Gene Ontology annotation, biological process: protein ubiquitination; negative regulation of gene expression via chromosomal CpG island methylation. NCBI's taxonomy places the organism in Eukaryota, Viridiplantae, Streptophyta, Magnoliopsida, Sapindales, Anacardiaceae. The record is from RefSeq and is a predicted model, not a curated record. Gene Ontology annotation, molecular function: ubiquitin protein ligase activity; metal ion binding. The transcript is spliced from 9 exons.